UUGGAGAAGCGUGUGAAAUCGACAGAAACUGCAUUUCGAGUCAAAUGGUUUGCAGCCCUGGUCGUGUCUGUGAAUGCAUGAGAGGGCAUUAUCCCUCCGAAGACAGAAGAGGGUGCAUAGCCACUACGAGCGGGCUCUGUUUCGAAACUUCUGACUGCAACACUCUGCCUUCCUCAAGCUGCUUUAUCCUUGACCAGUUCGAAGGAACAUGCACGUGCAACGACGCCUACACGUCCAGUGAAGAUGAGCGGGAAUGUCUACCCGAUGCAUCUUUCCACGGAUCGUGCAGGGAAGCUGUGCAAUGCGUUUCGAGGCUCGGUUUUUAUGCUGUCUGCAGGGAGGGACAAUGCGAAUGUCAAAAUAACUAUCACUAUUCGAUUACGGAGGAGCGGUGUAUAGGGGAUGUCGGUUUGCUAGGGCCGUGUGUGAACACUUCGCAGUGCGUCACCCGGGGUGAGCAGAAUGCCGUGGUCUGUCUGGAUGGAAGGUGUUCAUGCUCCCAAGGAUACGAGCAGUUUCAAGAUUACUGCAGAGCUGGUGCACACAAAGCAGUGCUUGCCGGGACUACAUUUUUCCUGUACUGGAUUAUUAAAGCCGUCAUUACAUAAACAACUUCAACCAAUUCGACACAUCGCUUUGUCCACAAAAGUCAUCAAACCGAACCGGUCCACAACGGAACCAUUUUUCGGCGCCACUACAAUGAUCACUAAAAAUAAACAGGAUGUGAUCUGGUAUUGUUACUAAAAAAACGUCAGACGCUGUAUAUAGUUCAGAUGGCAGAAUUUAAGAACAUUCCUUUCCAUGUCAACCGAUUAAACAAGAUCUUGUGAUUCUACUAAGCAGCACCUCAAAUCAACACGACAGACAAUUUCAGAACAGAAAUAUUCAGUGCUUUAAAAAAAUAUGGUUGCUUCAGAUCGUAAAACACUGCUCCAUCAAUCAAGAGUUAUAACUUUUAUGCGAAAGAUUAUAAAAAAAAUCUGUAAUUUUUAAUACUGUAUUCUUUUAAUUGCACACUAAAAUGGCGACGGAACGAAAUAUA
This is a messenger RNA of Zootermopsis nevadensis, 1042 nucleotides long. RefSeq lists its product as uncharacterized. The record is from RefSeq and is a predicted model, not a curated record. NCBI's taxonomy places the organism in Eukaryota, Metazoa, Arthropoda, Insecta, Blattodea, Termopsidae.